Molecule: messenger RNA, 2166 nt
Organism: Pundamilia nyererei
Lineage: Eukaryota; Metazoa; Chordata; Actinopteri; Cichliformes; Cichlidae
Gene: pycr1b
Product: pyrroline-5-carboxylate reductase 1b
Exons: 9
Coding region: 201-1175 (324 amino acids)
Biological process (GO): L-proline biosynthetic process
Molecular function (GO): pyrroline-5-carboxylate reductase activity
Source: RefSeq, a predicted model, not a curated record
UGAUUGGUCCUCUUUGAUGUCUGCUGCUGCUCUGAGCUCACAUGUGGGCUGAGAAAAAGGAAGCCACGUUGACACAAAAAAAACUGGUGUUUUUUGUGUGUUUUUUUGACACCGGGAAAAGGCGGUCACAUCGACACUUUAUAUCCAUCAACGCAGAAACAUCAGUUGGAGCGUCUGGAUAAGGACAGAAGUGCCACAUCAUGAGUGUUGGAUUCAUUGGAGCGGGCCAGCUGGCUCAUGCACUGGUGAAGGGCUUCACUGCUGCAGGUGUGAUCGCCACCCACAGGAUUACAGCGAGCUCCCCAGACACAGACCUGCCCACGGUAUCGGGCCUGAGGAAAAUGGGAGUGAACCUGACAACAAGUAACAAAGAGACCGUCAACAAGAGUGAUGUGCUCUUUUUGGCUGUAAAGCCCCACAUUAUCCCCUUCGUUCUGGAUGAGAUUGGGCCAGACAUUGAGGACCGUCAUCUCAUAGUGUCUUGUGCUGCAGGUGUUACCAUAAGCUCCAUAGAAAAGAAGCUGCUUCAGUACCGCUCAGCUCCUAAAGUCAUGAGGUGUAUGACAAACACUCCAGUGGUGGUGAAAGAGGGAGCUACAGUGUAUGCCACUGGGACACAUGCAGAGGUGGAGGAUGGGAAAUUACUGGAGCAGCUGAUGGCCAGCGUAGGCUUCUGCACGGAAGUGGAGGAGGACCUCAUUGAUGCUGUCACCGGUCUGAGUGGCAGCGGACCUGCCUACGCGUUCACAGCCCUGGAUGCUCUCGCAGACGGAGGAGUGAAGAUGGGACUGCCGAGGAGGCUCGCUGUCAGACUUGGAGCUCAGGCCCUGUUGGGAGCAGCAAAGAUGCUGCUUGAGUCGGAGCAACACCCCGGCCAGCUGAAGGACAAUGUGUGCUCACCAGGGGGCGCCACCAUCCACGCCCUGCACUUUCUGGAGAGCGGUGGCUUCCGUAGCCUCCUUAUCAAUGCAGUGGAGGCUUCUUGCAUCAGGACACGGGAGCUGCAGUACCUGGCAGACCAGGAGCGCAUCUCUCCAGCAGCGAUUAAGAAAACCACGUUGGACAAAGUGCUGCAGCAGCCUGGAGUCACAGUCGGUGGAGUGGCUAAUGGGAACGGCAAAUCAGGGCUGAGCUUAUUCAAUAAUCGCGGCUCUGGGCUCAAGAAGAAGAACUGAGUACACAGAGUGGCAGACACACACACACACACACAAAGACACACAAACAUGUUACAAGUUUAAGUGUGCCGGCACGUGCACAUGUGGACCUUCAUGCUGUACAUCUAUUCAGCCAUAGAAUUUCAAAGACCGACUCAGGACUGCUCCGAAAUCGAAUCCAAAUGACUUUGCAAAAUUAUUUAUUGAUACUUGAUUGACGUGCGGACAGCGGACCUCUUGAUGACAUCGCCACAUUACACACAAGCACAGAUGUGCUUGUGCACGCUGCUCACAGUUAUCGCCUUAUGUUGUGAUGUGGGAUUGCUGUAUGCAUACACUCACUGAAGAGCGAAAGUGCAUUAACAAUCUGUCUGUCUGUGCUUUAGCUCUACGGUCUCUGGGGCUGUUAAACGGUAAUGACCCAGUGGGCCAUCAUGAGGUCCUGGUGCACGCCAGGCAGCAGAUGGUUGCAACAUCAAGCUGUUAAUGUACGUCUUAAAUGUGUGUCUUUAAAAAAGAAAUGAAACCAUGUAAAUCAUCAUGUACCAAAUAAUUAUCAUUUCUCUUUGUCUGACAGUGUUACGAAGACUGAAUGCAGAUGGAACAAAAAUGUUAACUUUUUUUCUUUGUUGUCUGUCACAUAUAAACACUUAAGGACAUUCAAAGAUCAUUUCAAACUGUUAUACCUCUGACUUCAGCAUUGCUGUGCUUUAUAAAACCCAAAGGCACUAAUUAAUGUAUUUUUCUUUUUUUUUUUUUAUAUGGAGAACAAUGUGAUGUUCCUAUAUGGACGGGCAACAAGAAAGCUUAAAUCAUCUACACAAUGCAUCACAGAUCAUAUGGAUUAUAAUGGAAAGGUAUUAGGCUUGCAAUCAGCAGGUCCUGUUUACUUCUGUAUUGCUCUCUGAAUUUUUACCCCCAUAAUGUUACAUAUAAUGUCUAUUUUACCUGGUGCAUCAGCCACUGAAUUGGUAUGCAAGUCAAAAAGUCGAUAUUAAAGAAACAAAAUCUG